Osmerus eperlanus (European smelt) is the source of this 1036-nucleotide messenger RNA. RefSeq lists its product as uncharacterized. NCBI's taxonomy places the organism in Eukaryota, Metazoa, Chordata, Actinopteri, Osmeriformes, Osmeridae. The transcript has 4 exons. Bases 33 to 638 code for a protein of 201 amino acids. The record is from RefSeq and is a predicted model, not a curated record.
AGGAGACAGCCUGGAGACCACCAGUGAGGAAGAUGAGGAUGAGGAGGGUUCUGGCUCUGCUCUCUGUGGUGGUCUCCCUGUGUGGAGGUCAGAAGUGGGGGCAGGAGACGUCUCUCGGGGAUAAAGGCAAAACACAAUGCAACACCUGCUCCAACCUGACCCAAGUCCUGGACAACUGGAAGUAUGCCAUCAUGACCCAGGUGAAGGACCUACUUGUCAACGACCACACUUCGGUCCUACCAGAAUAUUCCAGGAUCCAGCCCCUGUCUGAGGCUAUGGGGGACCUCUACAAGCAGUUCAACGCUCUGAAGGAAGAGCUGGGGAGACUCACCUCCAAGUUUGACAGGGUGGAGGUGUUCGUGGAUGACCUGCAGGCUGGCAAACUGCCCCCUCCCCCUGUGUGGACCGCCCCUCAUCGCCCCGUACAGAGGCUUCCCGUCAGGCUGCCCAUGAGGGCACCCCUGGGGGUCCAGAUGAGGGCACCGCUGGGGGCCCAGAUGAGGGCACCGCUGGGGGCCCAGUUGAAGGCACCACUGAGGGGCCAGAUGAGGGCCCCAGUCAGGACCGAUUCCACAGCGUUGAGGCCCAUAGGAACAAGAAGAAGGAGAGGACCCAGACCGGGGUCCCAGGAUGUGUAAGCCAGUCUCUUACAGAUGCCAAGUGCUGUUGUAUAAAUACAUUAUCGGAUGAGAAUAAGAACCGUUGUUUCAUGACGUACACAAGUUAUUCCUACGAUAUGAACCAGCUCAUGGACCAUGCAUACGAGGACCUUUAGCCUGAAAUAUUGUGAUAACUGUGGACAUACUUAGGACAGGAUUUCGUGUAAUCAGUUAACAUGCGUCGUUUAGUUUUAUCAUUAAAUCUGCAAGUCUGUCUUUUUUGACCUGCUGUGAUGCAUAUCAGCCACAAGGGGGCAGCAUAUUCCCAUGUAUCUGCCUGCUAAACUAAACUACUGUAUGUGCAAAAACAUGCGUUCACAGUUUUGUAAUACAAAGGAACAGUUUAACUUUAUAAAUGGUUUUAAAUGUUAAACGUU